Molecule: messenger RNA, 1494 nt
Organism: Lathyrus oleraceus (garden pea)
Lineage: Eukaryota; Viridiplantae; Streptophyta; Magnoliopsida; Fabales; Fabaceae
Product: mRNA cap guanine-N7 methyltransferase 2
Exons: 11
Coding region: 152-1216 (354 amino acids)
Biological process (GO): 7-methylguanosine mRNA capping
Cellular component (GO): nucleus
Molecular function (GO): mRNA 5'-cap (guanine-N7-)-methyltransferase activity
Source: RefSeq, a predicted model, not a curated record
AUUCCUAAUUAACUCGUUGUUUUAUUUCCGCCUAAGAGAGUUUAUCAGAAGGAGGCAGUAAAGUAGAAGAGUAGCCGUUGCUGGGUACGCAGUGGCUGCUUUUUCUAGUUCUCAGAAUCAUCUGCCACUUGCAUCAAAGUUCCAACAGAAAAUGACGACUACUCAAUCGGCGGCGAAGAUCGAUUCAAACCAUCAACGCCUCUACGAUUUCACGAAAAUGGCUCUUAUCAAGAUAUUCGCUCACCCCUACGCCACGGUGUGCGACUUGUAUUGUGGAGGAGGCGCUGAUUCUGAUAAAUGGCUCGACGCACAAAUCGGCCAUUACAUUGGUAUUGAUGUUUCUUCCUCCGGGAUAGACCAAAUUCGACAAGCUUGGGAGAGUAACCGCAAAUCUUACACUGCUGAUUUCUUUCAGCUUGAUCCUUCCACGGAAAGUUUUGAAAUGAAUUUGGAAGAGAAGAGAAAUACAGUUGAUUUUGUCUGCUGUUUGCAGCAUUUGCAGUUGUGUUUUGAAACUGAAGAGAAAGCGCGGAUACUUCUUCAAAACGUUUCAUUUCUACUGAAACCGGGGGGAUAUUUUCUCGGUAUUACUCCUGACUCAUCUACCAUAUGGGCCAAGUAUCAGAAGAAUGUUGAAUCCUAUCACAACAAAGGCAGCAGCAUGAAGGCAAACAUUGUUCCCAUCUGCAUCCGGACAGAGAAUUACACAAUUACUUUUGAAGUUGAAGAAGAAAAGUUUCCAUUAUUUGGAAAGAAAUAUCAGCUGAAGUUUGCUAAUGAUGUCUCUGCGGAAACCCAUUGCCUGGUUCAUUUUCCAAGUUUAAUCAGACUGGCAAGGGAAGCUGGCCUCGAGUAUGUGGAGAUCCAAAAUUUGACCGAGUUUUAUGAUGACAACAGAGCACAAUUAGCAGGCUUGCUUACGAACUAUGCUCCAAACCUUUUGGAUGUUAGGGGUAGACUACUUCCUCGAUCAUAUGAUGCGCUUGGUCUCUAUACAACAUUUAUAUUUCAAAAGCCUGACCCAGAAGUUGCACCCCCGAUUGCAUCUCCAUUAUUGCAAGAUGUUUGCUAUAACCUCGAAGAGGGAACAAUCUGGCGAGAGGAUGAAAUAAAUGGACUUGUACUAGAGUCUUCUAUUGGGCUGGGCAAGAUUAGCGAGCAGAAAGGGAUAUUGGGCCCUGGCCCAGCAGAACUACGAUAUCCAGAAGCAAUUUGAUAUGUCUGUUCUAAUGAAGCUAUAGGUUAAGCUAUUUUGUGAUAUCCUGAAGUACCUUGAUAUGUCUGUUCUAAUGAAGCUAUAGGUUUAGCCAUUUUAGUUGGUUAGUGCUGUUAAUAUUUUACUGGCACCCCAGAAAGAGGAAGUUAGACUCCUAUUUUUUCCCUCUGUGUUUCUAAGGUUUGGUGUUUUAGCUGACAUGUAGUCAAACGUUGAGAGGUUGGGUUAUCUUAUAUUGGCAUAUUUUAGUGUACUUUUUUACUUUGGAUCUUCUCUUA